CUGGGGCCCCGGGCGAUGGCCGCGGAGCUGGCGAUGGGCGCAGAGCUGCCCAGCAGCCCACUGGCCAUCGAGUACGUCAACGAUUUCGACCUGAUGAAGUUCGAGGUGAAGAAGGAGCCGCCCGAGGCCGAGCGCUUCUGCCACCGCCUGCCGCCUGGCUCGCUGUCCUCGACGCCCCUCAGCACGCCCUGCUCCUCGGUGCCCUCUUCGCCCAGCUUCUGCGCACCUAGCCCGGGCACCGGCGCCGGCGCGGGCGGCGGGGGCAGCGCGCCUCAGGCCGGGGGCGCCCCGGGGCCGCCGAGUGGAGGCCCCGGCACUGUCGGGGGCGCCUCAGGAAAAGCGGUGCUGGAGGAUCUGUACUGGAUGAGCGGGUACCAGCACCACCUGAACCCCGAGGCGCUCAACCUGACGCCCGAGGACGCCGUGGAGGCGCUCAUCGGCAGCGGCCACCACGGCGCGCACCACGGUGCGCAUCACCCGGCGGCCGCUGCGGCCUAUGAGGCCUUCCGAGGCCAGGGCUUCGCGGGCGGCGGCGGCGCGGACGACAUGGGUGCCGGCCACCACCACGGCGCUCAUCACACUGCCCACCAUCACCAUUCUGCCCACCACCACCAUCACCACCACCACCACCACCACGGCGGUGCAGGCCACCACGGUGGAGGCGCGGGUCACGGCGGAGGCGGCGCGAGCCACCACGUGCGUUUGGAGGAGCGCUUCUCCGACGACCAGCUGGUGUCCAUGUCUGUGCGGGAGCUGAACCGGCAGCUCCGCGGCUUCAGCAAAGAGGAGGUCAUCCGACUGAAACAGAAGCGGCGCACGCUCAAGAACCGCGGCUACGCGCAGUCGUGCCGCUUCAAGCGGGUGCAGCAACGGCACAUUCUGGAGAGCGAGAAGUGCCAGCUCCAGAGCCAGGUGGAGCAGCUGAAGCUGGAGGUGGGGCGUCUGGCCAAGGAGCGGGACCUGUACAAGGAGAAAUACGAGAAGUUGGCGGGCCGGGGCGGCCCCGGGGGUGCGGGCGGGGCCGGCUUCCCUCGGGAGCCUUCGCCUGCGCAGGCGGGCCCCGGUGCGGCCAAAGGCGCGCCCGACUUCUUUCUGUGAGCGCCGGACCCUGGACCUCGCCGCCGCCGGGGACAAGUUUGCGCAGGCCGCCCCGGCUUCGGUUCGGACUCUGAGGCCCGUGACGCUCGCGCUGCCAGUGCAACCGCAACUGCGACGGUCCUCCCGUCCGCCCUGCGCGCCCCGCCGCGAAGCCCCAGCUCCAGGUACCUACCGCGGUGCGCCUUCUUCGCCCGGCCCAGCUCUGAGCGUCUUAGCGGUCGCUGUCUAGACGUUGCCAGGGUCUCUCGGCGCCCAGGGAACGGUGAAUACUAGGGAAGCCCGAGCCAGGUCUGACUUACUCGGCCGAGUCUACUUGUACAGACGUGGAGCGCAGUUCUGCGUCCAGACCUCUUCCCACCCGCUCGCGGUAGCCACCGCCGGACCCGCGCUCUUCCGUCGUCUUUCUUUCUGCCUCUCAUUCCUUACCCUGUUUUUACUCCUCCUUCUCCUUUUUAAAACAGUCUUAUUUUCUCAACAUUAAUAUUUAUUUUGCUUGGUAAUUGAAAAACCCGGAGGAAUCCCCUGGCCCCCAUGAGCCCUCGGAGGUCGGCGAGUGCCCGCAUGUGCCCUUGCUCUUUCGCUCCGAGGGGGCCGGCCCUGCCUGCCUUCCAGCCCGCUUGUCCCCUCCCUAUCCGCUGCUCCCUGCAGAGGAAGCGGAGGAACUUACCUGCGUGUCGGUCCCAAUGCCCUGCUAUACUCGA
Acomys russatus (golden spiny mouse) is the source of this 1799-nucleotide messenger RNA. RefSeq names its product MAF bZIP transcription factor A (gene Mafa). NCBI's taxonomy places the organism in Eukaryota, Metazoa, Chordata, Mammalia, Rodentia, Muridae. The coding region runs from base 16 to 1098 and encodes 360 amino acids. Gene Ontology annotation, cellular component: nucleus. Gene Ontology annotation, biological process: regulation of transcription by RNA polymerase II; retinal rod cell development. Gene Ontology annotation, molecular function: RNA polymerase II cis-regulatory region sequence-specific DNA binding; DNA-binding transcription factor activity, RNA polymerase II-specific. The transcript has a single exon. The record is from RefSeq and is a predicted model, not a curated record.